Messenger RNA from Actinia tenebrosa (Australian red waratah sea anemone), 1558 nucleotides. Its product is annotated as isopentenyl-diphosphate Delta-isomerase 1. Gene Ontology annotation, molecular function: isopentenyl-diphosphate delta-isomerase activity. Gene Ontology annotation, cellular component: cytoplasm. Gene Ontology annotation, biological process: isopentenyl diphosphate biosynthetic process; isoprenoid biosynthetic process. The record is from RefSeq and is a predicted model, not a curated record. NCBI's taxonomy places the organism in Eukaryota, Metazoa, Cnidaria, Anthozoa, Actiniaria, Actiniidae.
UGGAUGGUAGCGUAAUAUAGUAAUAUUUGUUCAGCUGCACAAUUCUUGUGAGAUCACCAUGAAUCAUUUAUUAUUUUCCCGUUUUGGGACAAGAAAACUCUUCAAACAAUUCUUACAUCUGUCCUCGAGGAAAUACUGCGUCUCCAGAACAUCCUUAAUGGCGCAGAAAGAGAUUUUAGACGCGACACAAGCAAAACUUUUGGAAGAGAAGUGCAUUCUCGUAGACGAGAAUGAUUUUGUUCAAGGCUGUKCUACCAAGUUAGAAUGUCAUCUAAAGAAAAAUAUCCUCGAGUUUGGCAUGCUUCACAGAGCUUUCAGUGUUUUCUUAUUUAACAGUGAAGGCAAGUUACUUUUACAACAGAGAGCUAAGGAAAAGAUAACGUUCCCAAACUACUUCACUAACACUUGCUGCAGUCAUCCCUUGUAUAACGAAGAAGAGCUAGAAGAACAAGAGUGCUUGGGAGUUAAGAGAGCUGCUCAGCGCCGAUUAAAUUACGAAUUAGGAAUACCUACCUCAGAAAUCCCUCUGGAUAAACUGAAAUUCUUAGCAAGAAUUCACUACAAAGCUUCUUCAGAUCAAAAAUGGGGCGAACAUGAGAUGGAUUAUGUACUUUUUGUUCAAAAAGAUGUAACUUUAAAGCCAAACUUAAACGAAGUCCAAAAGUGGGAUUAUGUGACUCAAAGUGAAGUACGUCAACUCUUAACUGAGGAAGGGAGAGAUGGAAAAUCCAGGCUUGUGACACCUUGGUUCAAACUGAUUGCCAAAAACCUGUUGUUCAAAUGGUGGGAUAAUUUGGAUAAUUUGAAGGCGUUUGAGGAUCAUAAUACUAUACAUAGGAUGUAAGAAAUACUUUUAUAAAGUCUAAGAAAAAAUCCUAUCAUUAAAAGAUAGGGUUAAACAAUCAUGUACAUGGACUACGACAGACUUACAGUAUGUAAAUGUAUUCCAAAAAUAUUCAGAAUAGCAAAUCUACGAUUUUAGGUAUUGCAAAUUACAUUAGAUUUUGGGAUGGGGGUUCUUUCCAAUGCCCCAUUUUACAGUUCCGUUCAGUGACUACCAAUAAUAGUUCUAAUUUGAGGUUGGAGUUGCCACACAUGAUAAAAAAAUAUAGUUUUUCUAUGUGUGGAAACUUGAAACUAUUAUUUAUGGUUACUGAGCAGAACUGUAAAAUUGGGUAUUCCUGACAUCAAUUCUUAUUUUAUCUUGCUAAUUUAUGCUGUUUCUACAUUGCACCUGUAUCGUAUGCUUAUCUUCUAACUUGUACACAAAAAGGAACAUUUACUUUUAAUAAUAACACAUACAUGUAUAUAUAUUUAAGGAUUGAAAAGGUUGAUAAAGAUGAAACUAGUUUCCAUAAACAAUUUUGAACCUUGUAUCAUGAAACUUUUACAACUACAGCAGAACUCUAUCAGCCCAGAGGUGCUUUCAGGGUAUCGAUAAAAUUUGAAGGUUUUUCAAUAACAUGCUCUCAGAAAUACCUCCAUGAUGUUAAAUAUUUAAUCGAGAGUGUUUAAUUAAUAUACACAUGAUGAAUAUGAAUACAUUAGUUCACACCUG